Messenger RNA from Trypanosoma conorhini, 792 nucleotides. Its product is annotated as putative heat shock protein. The record is from RefSeq and is a predicted model, not a curated record. The transcript has a single exon. NCBI's taxonomy places the organism in Eukaryota, Euglenozoa, Kinetoplastea, Trypanosomatida, Trypanosomatidae. Gene Ontology annotation, cellular component: mitochondrion. The coding region runs from base 1 to 792 and encodes 263 amino acids. Gene Ontology annotation, biological process: protein complex oligomerization; [2Fe-2S] cluster assembly. Gene Ontology annotation, molecular function: ATPase activator activity; protein-folding chaperone binding.
AUGCUUCGUCUUGCUUCCUCCGGCCUCUCGCUGGCGGCGCCGAGGACGAGGACGGCGACGGCGACGGCGUUUCGCCUGCUGCACACGACGCGUCUCGUGCGGGGCGGCCGCGGCAACUUCUUCGCCUACCUGGGCCUGCAGCAGAGCCCGGAGCUAGACGCGGGGGAGGUGCAGCGUGCAUACCACAACCUGCAGCGUCGCGUCCACCCGGACCAAACCAACGUGCAGGCCAAAGAGGUUCAGCAGCAGCAGCAGCAGCGGCAGUCUGCGGCGGCGCCCGUGCAGGCUGUGAAAAGGGAGAGAACGGUGGCGGCGGGCGGCGUGGCGGACGCCGAGGAAUCGAAGUACGCCAACGUCUCCUACGAAACCCUGCGGGAUCCCUUCCUCCGGUGCCAGUACCUGCUGCGCCUGAGACGCGCGAGGGAGGCGAAGGGCGCCCCGCUGACGCCGGCCGAGGAGGAGGUCCUCAUGGACACUGACGAUCGCCGUAGCGUGGAGGAGAGACGAAAGCUCAUGGACGGUGCAGGCGGAGGCGCCGCGUCUCUGUCGCCGGAGUUUCUUGAGGAAAUGAUGGCGGUAAAUGAGGCGAUUUUCUCCUCUGACGUGUCACAGGCGGAGGGAAAAGCAACGCUGCAGCUGCUCGUGGCUCACCUGGAGGAGCGGUAUGAGGAAUUUUACGACCAGGCAAAGGCAAGUUGGAGGCAAGAAGACGUCCAGCGCUUUUGUCGAUGCGUGAUGGAGUGGACGUAUGUUCGCAACGCUCUUAAGCAUGCGAAGAAUCGUCUUGACUGA